Manihot esculenta (cassava) is the source of this 456-nucleotide messenger RNA. RefSeq lists its product as uncharacterized. Lineage: Eukaryota; Viridiplantae; Streptophyta; Magnoliopsida; Malpighiales; Euphorbiaceae. The record is from RefSeq and is a predicted model, not a curated record. The coding region runs from base 1 to 456 and encodes 151 amino acids. The transcript has a single exon.
AUGAAUCAAACUUUUAUUGUUCUAAUUUUGAAGAAACAAAAGCUUGAAUUUGUUUUUGAUCUGCGACUAAUUUCUUUGUGUAAUAUGAUUGAUAAAAUUGUAACUAAAGUAAUCGGUAAUAGAUUAAAAUUGGUUUUGGGUGAUGUUAUUUUGGAAAUACAAAGUGCUUUUGUCCCACAUCAUUUGAUAUCUGAUAAUUUUCUCAUUGCCUAUGAAGUGCAUCACUAUUUGCAUCGUAAAACACAGGGUAGGGUGGGUUAUGCAGCUAUUAAAGCGGAUAUGAGUAAAGCUUAUGACCGAGUUGAAUGGCAUUUUCUACAUCAAUUAAUGCUAUGGUUGGGUUUUGAUGAACAUUGGGUGCAUUCUUUCAUGUCUUUUAUUACUUCAGCUCAAUAUUCAGUUUCUCAUAACGGAUUUUCUUAUGGACACAUUAUCCCAUCCCGUGGUCUACGAUAA